Messenger RNA from Hemibagrus wyckioides, 2321 nucleotides. RefSeq lists its product as uncharacterized. NCBI's taxonomy places the organism in Eukaryota, Metazoa, Chordata, Actinopteri, Siluriformes, Bagridae. The transcript has 2 exons. Bases 459 to 989 code for a protein of 176 amino acids. The record is from RefSeq and is a predicted model, not a curated record.
GCUGGUGUGUAACGGUACACGUUACGCCCUGAACACCCAAAUGAAGCGAGCAGGAGGCGCGGAGAGGACUGAUUGAAUGGCACAUUUCAGCCGCGAAGCACUUCUUUCCUUUUCUUAAUCAUGCCUAAUCGGAAUAAAUCGGAGUGAUGCUUUUGGCCGUGCUCGUGAGCACUUUUCAGAGACUCAUCAUGAGAACUCAUCAAGGGAACUCUUGGCAUCCGGUUUCGAAUUGUAGCCGAAACAAAUCUUUAGAGGAAAGAAAUUAGUUACAUUUGUAGUUAUAGUCACACGGGGAAAGAUGGGAUUUUGUAACUUUUAAGGAAGUUUUUAAGGAGCUCGCCUCGCGCGCACGCGCGCGCGCAUGAGAGAGAGUGUGAGACAGAGAGAGAGAGAGAGAGAGAGAGAGAGAGAAAGAAAGCGGUCGCUACGGGCGACAGGAGCGCGACUGAAAUUCGGCGAUGCCGUCUCUGCAUCAUGCCGCCGUGUUCAUUGGCGUCUUCCUCAUCGUCACCGGCGGCUCGACCGCUUUCCUCACGUCUAGCCAGAGCAGACUGCAGGCGUUCAGCCUGUGCUGCGUGGUGUUAGGCGCAGUCAUGCUCAUCCUUGGCCUCUUUUGGGCCAUGAACAGCAAGAGCCGUCAGGGCUCCUACACUAACGAAUGCACGCACGACUACGGGCACGUGCUAUUCAGCCCGCCGCCCGGGAGCCACUUCCCGGAGUCUCAGUCCAUCUUCUUGCACAGAACUUUGGAAAGGCAGAGACGAGGGCUGUACGGGGACGAUUUCGACUACCCUCCCAUGGAGCCGACAUGUUUCAGCCCAGCUGCUCGUGCGCCGCCCCCCCACUGGGAGAUGGAACCUCCACCUCCAUACGAGGUGGCCAUCAAAACUACAUGCAGCUCUACGAACAUGCGACGAAGCUACUCGGACACGCUGUUGCCCACUGAGCCGCUUUUCAGUCGCUCCCGUGAGAUCAGCUUUGAAGUGUAAGGCUUGCGCUGUCAAUGAGCCGUUACGCUGCACGCAUUUCCUGCAGCCAGCAAACAGCAUGGAGCAUGGCUCGUCCAGGGAACCCACAUUCCGAAGGUGCUUCAGAAACCCUUAGUAUCAAAGCUUCUUCUUUUUCUCCGUUCACAACAGGUUUCAAAUAUGGUCAAAGGAGAAAGUAUGUAAUGUUACGAAAUGGUAACGUUCCAAGGAGUUAUUAUCUGCUGUUUCCUCCUGGGAGGUGUGUUCAUUUGUAAUUAUACUCUGAAGGAAGACUGAUUGUAUUUUUGCAACUGCCAGUGUUGAAAAAUUGAGAAAAAUCUCCAUGUAGCGACUCUUUUUUUCUCUCCAUAUACAGUAGGACACUGACAUUACACAAAUGAUUGACUAUAUACUACAAACGUGUACUUCUACCCCUUUACAAAUUCCCCCUGAGCAUGAAUCACAAUCACUUCUUAACUGUGUUUAGUGCACACAUGAGAUUUGGUGACACCACUGGCUGCGUGUGAAGGUCACAAUUCGCAGCUCCUGGAUUCAUGGGUAUGUCCAUAAAGUCACUUGCACAAUCUGAACUCAUCAACGCAGGCACCAGCUCAUGAGAAGUAAACAGAGAAAAGGCCUGGCCAUAUAUGCAAAGCUACUAUUUGCUCCUGUGUGCAUGGUGAUUUGAGAAGGAAAAGACAGACAUUUGCAGAAUUGUAGGAAGUGAUACCAGAAAAAUAUUUCUCUACCAAAAGCACAUCUACUGUACGGUAGCCAUAGUGAAUUUUAACCGCUGAAAGCUUUCAAUCAGCUUACUCCUGCUUGUUGCAUUGUGCACUGACUGCUAACAUGGUGGCCAGAGUCAUAACGAUGCAUCUCUUCAUCAGGGCACUUACAGGAAACGGUUACGUGCAACAGCAAACCAGAGCAUUAUUUGGUUCGUCACUGGUGACCUUUGUGUCCCCUGGAGGAAACCGACAAUUUAAGAAGCAUUGAUUUGUGACGUAAUCUAAGUGUAGAAUGCCUCACUGAUGUGAUCAUGAAUGACCACAGUGCAUUAGUAGGUUUAAUGUUACCUUGGACCCUCCUUGUUUGUGAUUAUAAAUCAUGGCAUUUUCAUUGAUUGCUUUCUUUUGCCUCAACCGAAGUGACAUUAAAAUGAUGUGCCUCCAUUAAAUACAGUUCAGGGCCUUUAACUAUAGGUACUUUGCACUAUACAUUAUAGAAUAUGCACGAUGUACGUGGCUUACGUGCAUGUACCCAAAGAUUCUAUUACGUUUUUGGAACAAAAAUGUAUAGUGUUUUCAUUUCUUUUGGAAAAUUAACAAAUAAAGUGAUACAAAAACGAUCAAA